AUGGCUCCCUCCAACCUCCCGGCGGUUUUCAACGCCACCUCCCAGGACAUUGAGAUGCUCCUGGCCGCCCAGUGCCACCUCGGUUCCCGCAACCUGCAGGUGCACAUGGAGCCCUACCUGUGGAAGACGCGCGCCGACGGUGUCAACGUCGUCAACAUCGGCAAGACCUGGGAGAAGAUUGUCCUCGCCGCCCGCAUCAUCGCCGCCGUCGACAACCCCGCCGACAUCUGUGUCAUCUCUGCCCGUCCCUACGGUCAGCGUGCCGUCCUCAAGUUCGCCGCCCACACCGGUGCCACCGCCAUCGCCGGUCGCUUCACCCCCGGUUCCUUCACCAACUACAUCACCCGCUCCUUCAAGGAGCCCCGUCUGAUCAUCGUCACCGACCCCCGCACCGAUGCCCAGGCCAUCAAGGAGGCUUCCUACGUCAACAUCCCCGUCAUUGCCCUCUGCGACACUGACUCCCCCACCGAGUUCGUUGACUGCGCCAUCCCCACCAACAACAAGGGUCGCCACGCCAUCGGUACCGUCUGGUGGAUGCUCGCCCGUGAGGUCCUCCGCCUCCGCGGCACCAUCUACAACCGCGAGACCCCCUGGGACGUCAUGGUCGAUCUGUACUUCUACCGUGACCCUGAGGCCGAGGCCGAGGAGAAGGUUGAGGAGGAGAAGGUUGUCGGUGCCGACGAGGUUGGCCCCGCCGCCAUUGCCGCUGGCACCACCGAGGCCGCCACUGGCGACUGGCAGGCCACCGCCCCUGGCUUCACCGGCGCUCAGCCCGGCCAGUGGGACGGUGCCGCCACUGACGAGUGGGGUGGCGCUGCUGCUGCCGCUCCCGCUGGUGAGUGGGGUGCUACUGAGGCCAAGGACAGCCAGUGGUAG
This is a messenger RNA of Neoarthrinium moseri, 876 nucleotides long. RefSeq lists its product as uncharacterized. Bases 1 to 876 code for a protein of 291 amino acids. The record is from RefSeq and is a predicted model, not a curated record. Gene Ontology annotation, cellular component: cytosolic small ribosomal subunit; ribosome; 90S preribosome. Gene Ontology annotation, biological process: cytoplasmic translation; ribosomal small subunit assembly. The transcript has 3 exons. Gene Ontology annotation, molecular function: structural constituent of ribosome. Lineage: Eukaryota; Fungi; Ascomycota; Sordariomycetes; Amphisphaeriales; Apiosporaceae.